Molecule: messenger RNA, 759 nt
Organism: Exophiala spinifera
Lineage: Eukaryota; Fungi; Ascomycota; Eurotiomycetes; Chaetothyriales; Herpotrichiellaceae
Exons: 2
Coding region: 1-759 (252 amino acids)
Molecular function (GO): double-stranded RNA binding
Source: RefSeq, a predicted model, not a curated record
AUGGGUGCCCCAGACAUCAAGGCAGAUGCACGAAGGGUGGUUGAGGUGCUGAAAGCUGGGGGAAUUGCUAUCAUUCCCUCGGCCAUGGGUUACGCACUCACCAGCUCUACCACUGCCUCGCUGGAAAAGAUGUUCUCGACCAAGAGGCGUGGUGCGCACAAGCGACAUGCGAUGGGCGGAAACUAUGCACUCCACAAAGCUCUUCACGUCAUGAAACCUCAGGACGAAGAGAUUGUCCGCUGCCUGACCCAAGACUUUGAUCUUCCUCUGGCUGUUAUUGCCAAAUACGACACAUCCAACCCCAUGUUCAAAGACCUCGACCCGUCCACUUUGGAAGCGUUGACGGUUGAUGGCACACUGGCCAUGUUGAUCAACGCUGGAUCCCUCCAAGACGAGAUCGCAAACCUCAUGAUGGAAGCCAAGCUCCCGUUGUUGGGUAGUUCAGCGAAUCUCUCGGGCACAGGGACCAAGUAUGUCGCCGACGACAUUCCCAAGGAGAUUCUUGAUAUCGCAGAUAUAGUUAUAGACUAUGGGCUUGUCAAGUUUGGACACCACGGAAGGAGCUCAACAAUGAUCGACUUCAGCGGGCCAAAACCAGAAAUUGUGCGGAUUGGAGUUUGCUACGAUGUUAUCAAGGACCACAUGAAGCGCUUCUGGAACAUUGACAUUCCCGACGAUCCGGGGAAGGCGGCACUCCCGCAUGGACAUCUUAAGAACCUGCCCCCAUUGGCAUCGCUGCAAAGACUCGUGGCAGCCUAG